Messenger RNA from Xylaria bambusicola, 3138 nucleotides. RefSeq names its product thiamine diphosphate-binding protein. The transcript is spliced from 4 exons. NCBI's taxonomy places the organism in Eukaryota, Fungi, Ascomycota, Sordariomycetes, Xylariales, Xylariaceae. The coding region runs from base 494 to 2581 and encodes 695 amino acids. Gene Ontology annotation, biological process: L-valine biosynthetic process. Gene Ontology annotation, cellular component: acetolactate synthase complex; mitochondrion. The record is from RefSeq and is a predicted model, not a curated record. Gene Ontology annotation, molecular function: acetolactate synthase activity; flavin adenine dinucleotide binding; thiamine pyrophosphate binding.
CUGCCUGGGCCAACGGCUGCACGACGCAGUACCACAGCGGCUGUCUGGCUGUUGAUUGGACGGGAGCAAGCCGUGGCGGGGUCAACCCCACAGUUCUCACGAAUCUUGGACGGCUAAGUUUUGUGGUGCCUCAGGAUCGGCUCUAGACCUGCGAGCUGUGGUAGCGCCGAAAACCGCUGGAUACCUUGAAUGUCUUUUUCCCACUCGACUCACCACUUGUGCAGUCAAACUUCAAAUUUGUCUUGCAGUGUCGACGUCGUGGGACAAUUGAUGUGGCACACCUUGGUUCCCGUCGUCAUAUUUCUAGGGUUCCCUCACUUUUCUUUCGAAUUCGAAUUUUGAAUCUCAAAUCUCGAAUCCAAACACGACGACACUCCACGAUCAUUGUUCUAGGUGACCCAUCCGUCCCAGCUUCCUGGACUUUUGCUGGCUGGUUGGCCCUCCCAGACCAAAGCUCUCCUCCCCUCUCCUCUCACGAAUCCGCCAUUUCACAAUGCUUCGAUCACGACAAGCCGCCAAGGCCGUCAGGGCCCUUGCGCAAACUUCGCGACAGAAUCAGCGUUCCUUCACCGUUUCCCCCGCUGCUUCGGCUCUACAAACCACCACAAAGCCGCUCAACGCCGUCCGGAAUCAGACCACCUCAGCACAACCUACCCCUCAAAUAAGAGACACGCCUGCGCCUAGCUUCAAUGUCGCCGACGCAAAGGACCGUAGCCAUGUGCAACCACUGGUCAACCCAAGCACCCCAAACAUGGACGAAUCGUUCAUUGGCAAAACUGGAGGCGAAAUCUUCCACGAAAUGAUGCUGCGGCACGGUGUCAAACACAUCUUUGGCUACCCUGGUGGGGCUAUCCUUCCCGUUUACGAUGCUAUAUACAACUCGAAACACUUCGAUUUUAUCCUUCCAAAACACGAACAGGGCGCUGGGCAUAUGGCUGAGGGCUAUGCUCGCGCUUCUGGUAAACCAGGCGUUGUUCUUGUCACAUCUGGCCCCGGUGCCACGAAUGUGAUCACCCCGAUGCAAGAUGCUCUUUCGGAUGGCACACCCAUGGUUGUAUUCACUGGCCAGGUGGUCACUGGCGCUAUUGGCAGCGAUGCCUUUCAGGAAGCAGACGUUGUUGGCAUUUCGAGAGCUUGCACCAAGUGGAACGUUAUGGUAAAGGAUAUUGCCGAGUUGCCGCGCCGCAUAAACGAAGCUUUCGAAAUUGCUACAACUGGUCGCCCCGGUCCGGUGCUCGUUGAUCUACCAAAGGACGUUACUGCUGGCGUUUUGAGGAGGGCGAUUCCCACAACAUCUGCCUUGCCUGGCCUUCCCAGUGCUGCCUCGCGCGCUGCCAUGGAGGCUACACAAAAACAGCUUGAACGUUCUUUGUCUCGUGUCGCAGAGCUCAUCAACAUCGCAAAGCGACCCGUUAUAUAUGCUGGCCACGGAAUUAUAACGUCUGAGAACGGACCCCAGCUGCUCAAGGAGCUCGCAGACAAGGCGUCAAUCCCCGUCACCACUACGCUACAUGGUUUGGGAGCCUUCGAUGAGCUGGAUGAGAAGUCUCUGUACAUGCUUGGCAUGCACGGCUCUGCGUUUGCUAAUAUGGCUAUGCAAGAGGCUGAUCUCAUCAUUGCCUUGGGUAGCCGAUUUGAUGAUCGUGUCACACUCAACAUUUCCAAGUUUGCGCCUGCCGCAAAAGCCGCUGCGGCAGAGGGUCGUGGUGGCAUUGUUCACUUCGAAAUCAUGCCGAAGAACAUAAACAAGGUUGUUCAAGCAACUGAGGCCAUUGAGGGUGAUGUAUCAAGGAACUUGUCGCAGCUACUCCCUCACGUUAAUUCAACAUCGAUGGCGGAUCGCAAGGAAUGGUUUGACAAGAUCAAGUCUUGGAAAGAAAAGUGGCCAAUGAACUCUUUCGAACGCACUGAGAGACCAGGGAUGAUCAAACCUCAAGUUCUCAUUGAGCAGCUCAGCGAAUUGACUGCGCCCCGGAAGCACGAGACGAUCAUUACUACCGGAGUAGGGCAACAUCAAAUGUGGACAGCCCAACACUUCCGAUGGCGCUAUCCUCGAACCAUGAUUACCUCCGGCGGUUUAGGCACUAUGGGAUACGGGCUGCCUGCUGCCAUUGGUGCCAAAGUUGCACGGCCUGAUGCCUUGGUCAUUGACAUUGACGGUGAUGCAUCGUUCAAUAUGACCCUUACUGAACUUUCCACCGCUGCCCAGUUCAACAUAGGUGUCAAAGUCAUUGUUCUCAACAAUGAGGAGCAGGGUAUGGUUACUCAGUGGCAGAACCUCUUUUACGAAGACCGAUAUGCGCACACCCAUCAAAAGAAUCCCGAUUUCAUGAAGCUUGCUGAUGCUAUGGGUGUUCAACACAAAAGACUUAUCAAGCCAGAGGACACUACAGAGUAUCUUAAAUGGUUGAUCGAAUCAGACGGCCCUGCUCUACUAGAAGUUAUGACGGACAAAAAGGUGCCUGUCCUGCCUAUGGUUCCUAGCGGCUCGGGUCUACAUGAGUUCCUUGUAUGGGACGGAGAAAAGGACAAGAAGCGGCGAGAACUGAUGCGAUCACGCACUAGUGGCUUACAUGGCUAAUAAUUGAUUAUGAUGUUGCAUAUGCGUUUGGCGUUUUGUCUGGCUUUAUUUCUUUUCCCUUAUCAUUCUACUCGUGGUGGCAAGAAGUUUUUUGACGUAUAACUGACAUUGAGCGGUGUCCAAAAAGUCUGGAAGCAAUUUACCAAAACUUGUAUAUCCUGUGUAUGGUUUCGAUCUCAAUGGAUACGGUGGUAGUAUGUGGCUAUGGCGUACCUAUUUAGUUAUGUAUGCAAUGUUUCUAUCGGAUAUGGAUUAAAAUGAAACGGAUUGGCAAUUUUGAACAUUUAACGAUAACGAUCUGAAGCUGAAGGCCAUGGUUGGGCUGUGUGACAUGCCUCUCUACCAUAAUGUAUAUUUAUUAUACCUUUGUAGCGCACGCAAUUUAGAGUGACAAGGGCCAUGCUCGUCCCAUAUUGAAAUCUUCGUCUAUCAGUGCAUAUCACUCCCUUCUUCUAAUCCUUCCUAUUGAGCUGUUCUUAUUGUAGUAUCUACGUGUCUCCCUCACGUGCGAUGCCCUUACUAGAAGGCUGGUAGCCACCUACUCGGUAAUCCCAAUC